This is a messenger RNA of Dreissena polymorpha, 1884 nucleotides long. RefSeq names its product acetylcholine receptor subunit alpha-like 1. Gene Ontology annotation, biological process: monoatomic ion transmembrane transport; signal transduction; nervous system process. The record is from RefSeq and is a predicted model, not a curated record. Gene Ontology annotation, molecular function: acetylcholine-gated monoatomic cation-selective channel activity; transmembrane signaling receptor activity. Lineage: Eukaryota; Metazoa; Mollusca; Bivalvia; Myida; Dreissenidae. Gene Ontology annotation, cellular component: synapse; postsynaptic membrane; neuron projection. The transcript has 7 exons. Bases 267 to 1793 code for a protein of 508 amino acids.
ACGGUGGAACACAAAUAUAUUGGUCAUAUGGAGGCAGUUUUCUUUUACCGAUACGAAAUACAGCCGUUUAUAGAGUGAUACCAUGUGAUGUAGUGACGCAGCGAAACAACACGGUACAUUGUUGCUUUAUAGAUCGUAUACAACGGUUCUUUACCAUAUAUUUGUCCAGUCUGGUUAAUGUUUAUUAUUUUAACACUGAUAACUAGCAUCACUGAUUGACUGUGUUACUGCUGUACUGUGGUACAUACUUAUAUCCUAAAGACGGCAUGGAUACGUUGGCGUUGACGUUCGUCUUCAUGUUGACGUCAGUGUUCGACGUUUUGGGAAAACCACCGGCGGAACAAGAGCUUCAUUACUACCUGCUGAAGCGGCACCCGUACAACAAACUCAUCCGGCCCUCCGGGAGCACCGCCAACGGGACUGCGGUCAACAAGCUGACCGUCAAGCUGGGCAUGAGGCUUUCGCAACUGCUGGAAGUGUCAGAGAAGAACCAGAUAUUGACAACCAACUUAUGGCUUCGCCAAGAAUGGGUGGACCUGCGCCUUCGCUGGAAUCCAGCGAUGUUCCAAGGCAUAGAGAUGACUCAUAUCCCAGCUCUGGAGCUCUGGAUACCGGACAUCGGGCUAUACAACAAUGCGGAUGGUGACUUUGUUAUCACUUUGCUUACCAAAGCAAAGGUCUACAGCACCGGUCUUAUUGUAUGGGAGCCACCGGCAAUCUACAAGACCUACUGCCCAAUCAACGUCGAGUUCUUCCCUUUUGAUCAGCAGGAAUGCUUCAUGAAGUUCGGUGUGUGGACCUACGACGGCCAUGAGGUAGAUCUGCAGCACGUGUUGGAGAAACAGGGGGUGACAGAAGGUGACCAGAUGGUGAUUCCGAACGGCGUGGACCUGUGUGACUAUUACCAGAACGUGGAAUGGGACAUCAUCAAUGUGACCGCCAGGCGCAAGGAGAAGUUCUACCCUUGUUGUCCGGAACCAUUCCCGGAUAUCACGUUCAACAUCACCAUACGCAGGAAAACACUGUUCUACACGAUCAAUCUAAUCAUGCCGUGCAUUUCAAUAUCAUGCCUUACAGUGCUAGUGUUUUAUCUGCCCAGCGACUCCGGAGAGAAGAUCACACUCUCGAUAUCAAUAUUGCUUGCACUUACCGUGUUCUUUCUUCUGUUGUCCGACAUUAAUCCCCCAACAUCCAUUGUCAUUCCGCUUAUUGGAAAGUAUUUACUGUUCACCAUGAUAGUUGUGACCAUGUCCAUAUUCCUGACCGUAUCAACACUAAGCGUCCACUUCCGGUCACCAUCCACUCACACGAUGUCGCCAUGGAUCAAGCGUUUACUGAUGGAGAUCCUGCCAAAGAUCUUGUGCAUGAAACGCCCGCCUGUCAAUAGAAAGCAAAGCGCCUUCCAAACUGUCAAAGACAGGGAAGUCAGAGAUGCAAAUCUCGACACAGCCGUGUUCAUGAACAGGCAGCGACACACGGACAUGUUGCGCCAUAGAAUAUCUUCGGAAAGUUCAGAAGCCUUUUCCACAUAUCCGCCAGAAAUAAGGGAGUCGCUUAAAGGAGUCCGGUAUAUUGCGGAACACAUGAAGACUGCGGACGAUGCAAAAUUGGAAGAACGUGACUGGAACUACGUCGCUAUGGUGAUGGACCGCCUCUUUCUGUACAUCUUCACAACUGCGUGCGUCUGUGGAACCAUCGGCAUCUUUCUAAACGCGCCAUCUCUGUACGACCCCCGGGAAGCCAUGACAAGAGACAAUUUUAACUGCUCAAAAAGAUGGGCAGCGUUGGUUUAGGUUUUGACUGGUCUUUUUUCAUUACAAUAAACUGUUGUUGUGCGAUCUGGAAGUUGAACAUCGUAUAGUAGCAUCUAUCAUAAUGUUAGUA